Molecule: messenger RNA, 2376 nt
Organism: Leishmania braziliensis MHOM/BR/75/M2904
Lineage: Eukaryota; Euglenozoa; Kinetoplastea; Trypanosomatida; Trypanosomatidae
Exons: 1
Coding region: 1-2376 (791 amino acids)
Source: RefSeq, a predicted model, not a curated record
AUGAGUGGGGGUCAUCUCAGCAGUUCUUCGGAGGUUUACGAGGAAAUACGAUGUUUUACAGCUUGGGUUAGCCUGGCUUACGGUGGCAGCGUCAAAGAUGAAUGCCAGACAGUUGUCUUUGUUCUCACAAAAGCCAUGGAGGCGGAGUGGCUCGAGUACCUGGCUCGCAAAACGGAAAACCUGGCGGUGCGGCAGCGCUGUGAUUAUCUUGUUGCAGCCGCGCAGGCACUGCAAGAUUGUGAUGCGUUUUUGCCGUCUCGUAAGGAAGGGAGCGUCGUCGAGGCGCCACUAUAUAUUGGAGAGGAGGAACUCCUGUACAAUCACGCUUCUGCGUUGUGGAAGUCCUUCGACAAAAACGCUUUUCGUUGUCGGAUCGCUCGGAUUCUGGAAGAGGCAAAAACACUGGUGUCUUCUCGCGAGACGGAGGUUGAUUAUCUCACGCUUCUCGUCGGUGACCAGCUGAUUGACGGUGUACCUGAUGUGGAGGUGAUCGAUCGCAUCCUGUUGAAGGCGAGCGGCAUGAUCAUAUCUCGGUUAGCUGAAAUGGCCUGGGGUGCUGCCAGUUCCUGGAGUGUGCAGUCCCCGCGCUUGACGGCUGCCCUCCUCUUGCAUGGCUGCGUUGAUGCCCUAGGCUACGCAGACCAGGAAAGGUACCAUCUGCGUAUGCGCGAGUUGGAGGGGCGUCUCAAAAGUGACGUCGUUCUGGAGUACCCGAAGGAAAGGCUGCAGGCUCCCUUUACCGCCAUCGCUUACUUUGACGAAGAGGGCGCUAAGGUGGUUGGAGACUCAGCACGAGUGGUGAUCAUGCUCUUUUCUACUUCUGUAAUGUGUAUUAACGUCGAUGUGUGCAUGCUGACCCUUUCUUACACAUCCGUGGCUGGUACCGCAGACACCCAGUUGCCAUUUAGCCCUGCUCGAUCUGUUACACUGUGUGUCGCGAGCCCACAAGAGCUCGUCGUCGACGUGCCGCUUUCACACAGUGGAGAGCUGCUGUGCACUAGCUUGGCGGCCGACGUCCAUGUUGGCGGGGUUCGUGUUGCCACACGGUGGCGCUUCGCCGUUGGGAGCUCAAGUGUUGGGGGUAUGCCAGCAACAAGCACACGCGUGGUUUUCUCUGCGAAAAUAUCUCGCCAGGUGCUCCAGGUGUCGAAUCCACCGACCAUUUUCAGGGUGAAGUGCCCCUCUCUUCUUCAAGCCGUCGAGGGAGAGUGCGCCGAGUGCGACAUCAUCAUUUCGUGUGGUUCGCUGGGGGUGCGGAAUGGCUGUAUGACUCUUCCGCACGAGCCGAAGCUCUUCCGAGUUGUGUGUUGGAGCAGCGCAAACGAGCCACUCCUUGUCACGGAGACCUGCGGGCAGGUGCACUUUGCGGUGCCAGAUGUCGCCUCUGGCGAGUCUGUGCAUCUCCUUGUGAGUAUUGCCUGCAUUCGUUGUGCUGAGUUUCGCCUCCCCGUUACCUUUGAAUACUCCGCAGAUCGCUACGGCGGCGUCAGUUGCUGCAGAACACUCCAAAUAUCGGUUGACCCGCCUUUCAACGCCGAACACUCAAUGAUGGGUGAGAGCCUCUGGGGUGACGCGGCGGCGGCACUCUCUGUCCCGUCUACAAGGCUGUCGUAUGUGCAGUACGAUAAGAGUGUACUCGUGAAGGCUGCCGACAUCUUCAGUUCCCCACUGAUCACUAACUGGAAGGAUGACUGUGCCCUCUAUUUUUUCACAAAGGAAACGACGGCUAAAGAGUUUGUCUUUCAGCUGGGUGACACCGUGACCCUAUGCUGCACCUUCCGCUGUACCGCGAAGCGGGGUAUCACAUUCCUCCACGCUGAGGUCACUGGCGGCGAUGACGUUGACGUGUUGUCGUGCUACUGUGGCGAGGAAAGCUCGUACCUUGAAGAAGGGGAGUGCGUGACGAUGGUGGUUCGCUUUCAAGCCACACGUCUUGGACGGCUGAACCCAGGCUUCAUACGCGUCUUUUUCGCUCCCCAGCGCACUGCGACACGCCUAUACUCUGACGUGUGCAUCCCAACGGUCUACAUCGAGGACUUAGGGGUGCAGGUCACCGCAAACUAUCCGCUGGUUACACCAUACGGCUUGCCUCUCGCGUUGGACAUCUCCAUUUACAACGCAACCGGUGCUCUGUUCAUUGGAGAACUGUCGCUGGACCCACAGGCCGACAACUUUUUGUGUGCUGCCACAACACGCAAGUCACUUCAAAUCGGGCCAGCUGAACGGGACGUGACGCGAUGCAUGCUCACUCCUCUUUGUGCCGGUGAGCUGAGGCUGCCUCGUUUCCACGUUCGGUGUGGUGUAACAUCGCGUCUCGUCGCCAUCGCUGAUGAAAGCUACGUUGUGCAUGUUCUUCCCUGCGGCUCUCAAGAGUAG